GUGGUCCCAAAGUCCCGAAGGCAAAAUGCACGCACGAAACCUUCCUCUUGUGCUCCUGCUGGUGUGUUGGGCCGUUGCGUCCUGCGAAGCCUCUCUGUCCACUGGUGGCUUAGUAGGUGGCUUGGCGGUUCUGAAGGGCGCGGCGCUUGUCAGUUAUGCAGUGGGACGUCACCAGCGAUACAACAGGAGACUCUACCACGGCCGUUCUCACUAUCGCGGAGGCUAUAACGGGAAAAGGCACUAUCGCUACGGCCGCUCCGUCGAUCCCGACACCGAACAAGACGCUGAUGAAGGAAAGAACCUGCUCCUGUCCACCGUAGGGCAGCUAGACCCUGACGGAUGCAUCCUCAAAAUGCUCUGCCACCUCCAAACCAGGAGUCACUCCAGCCUCACGCCAGAGGAGGACCUUCUCGUCGAUAUGUUCUCCAACAACACCGAAAACAUGGCCUCCUACAACGCCGCCUUUGUCUACGCCACGGACGUCGGCACGAAGACCCGCGACCCGUCCGUCUGCAACGGACUCUUCCCCAAAUGUUCCCUCAAGGAAGAACAGCUGAGCGGUCUCCUUCGGAGAGUCUGGGGCUGCGCCUCUGACCUUUUCCGAGAUGACGCUGAGCGCGAGGAGGACUUCAGUGCCACUCCGCCCAUGGUACAACCCGUGGGCAAGGAACGGCCUGUCGAUGAGGAGCCCCGACAGGAACAACAAACCUUGGA
Molecule: messenger RNA, 714 nt
Organism: Penaeus monodon (black tiger shrimp)
Lineage: Eukaryota; Metazoa; Arthropoda; Malacostraca; Decapoda; Penaeidae
Source: RefSeq, a predicted model, not a curated record